UCCAACAGGAUGCUCCACUGCAGCGGCUGCAAGGUGUCCGUGCACCAGAGGUGUUACGGCGUGCAGGUGGUGCCGGACGGCUACUGGACGUGCGCAUGGUGCGACGGCAUCAGUUCCGCGCCCGCGCGGAUGCUGUCGCUGAACGAUGGGGGCAGGAUCGUCUCUAUGCCUUGCGUGCUCUGCCCCAGGGAGAAAGGUGCUUUGAAGCCUGUGAAAUGUGACCCUGGACAGACUGCAGAUGGGGGCAACCUGAGUUUCGCGCACCUGUUUUGUAGCCUGUGGGCGCCGGAGGUUUUUGUAGAGGACAUGGACUCGAUGGAACCUGUCACUAAUAUAGGAGAUAUCCCAGAGAAUCGGAUAAAAAUGGUCUGCACUCUCUGCAAGGUUAUGCAUGGUGCAUGCGUUCGAUGUAGCCAUGGAACAUGCCGGGCUUGCUUUCAUCCAAUAUGUGCAAGAGAAUCUAAGCAUCAGAUGGAGAUAUGGGGCAAAUCUGGGCUUAAGAAUGUUGAGUUGAGGAUAUUUUGCUCAAGGCAUUCUAGAGUCAGAAGCAUCAGUUCUGUACACAAUGCCAAUGGUGUUACUGAACAGGAUACUGCACGAGUUGGGCUGGAUGAUGAAAUUUUUACCACAGACAAGAAACAACAAAUGAGAUUUACACGCAAGAGUAAGGACAAAUUCAUGAACGGCAUAUCCAUCAGCUCUAGUUCGUCCAGCCUAAACAAAGUGCAGACAGCGGAGCUGGUUACAACACCAUGUACUGCUAGAGCCAUCGAAACUCAACAAAUCGAACAGACACACAUGGUUGUUGAUCAGCCUACAGGAGAUGGGAAUCUUGUGAGCAGUUCUACUGAUGUUUCUGCAGUUCUCAGAAAGCUAAUUGACCAAGGAAAGGUUAGUGUUGGUGAUAUAGAAUCAGAACUGGGUCUGUCCUCAGAAUCCUUGGAAGCUGCUCUUGUGCCUGAAACAACCACCUUCUCCCCUGGUCUGAAGUUGAAAAUCAUCAAGUUGCUGCAAAACUCCGUUCAUGUGUCUUCUGUUCAAGUGAAACCUCUUGAAGAGAGUGAUAUAGCACCAGAAGGUACAUUGCUUAGAAGUGAAAGUAAGAACUUAACUGAUUCACAACCUGGCUCAGAACUGGAGGAAGGCAUCUCAUCAUUUGAUCAUAACUAUCCUGACAGUGAUAAAGCUGAUAAAGACUGCUCUAAUUCAGUAGAAAAUUCCUCGCACACUGGUCGUGAUUGUGAAGACGACCAUAUUUCUGGCCAACGUGUUCUCAACAUUGAUGGUUAUCGCUGCUAUAUUCAUCCAUACGUCGAGAAAAAGUUGCAGGAUUUGUGGGGUCAUAUUUCGAAUCAGAAUAAGCAGUCUUGUUAUCAUGUUGAAGAGUUAUCCUGCGUUCCUCAUGACCAAAAUCUUGCUGAUUUAUCAACAAAACUUGAGCAAUUAACAGAGAUAGCUGCAGCUGAUGAAGCUUCUAAAGCAGAAUCGUCAGAUAUUCUAGAGCAUUCACCCCGUGAUGAAAUAGAAGGAGAAAUCAUUUAUUUUCAAUCCAGGCUUCUCAAUGAUGUUGUAUCCAAGAACCAGAGAUAUGAAGACCUUAAAUUCAAGGUCGUCCAGAGUCUUUCCCAUGAAUUGGAUUCUUUUAAUAAACGAAAAUGGGACCAUAUCAUUGUGAAUCAGUUCCUUCGUGAUAUAAGGGAAGCUAAGAAACGCGGGAACUCAGAGAGGAGACACAAAGAAGCUCAGGCUAUCCUAGCUGCAGCUGCACCUUGUGCUGCACCCAGCUUGAGAAAUGAAACUUUUAAGAAAGAGACAGAAAAUGAUGCAGCGCCUGUCAAACAAGAGAGUAUUACAAAAAUCAAUGCUGGAUCUUUACGAGUUAGCCAAUUGACUUUGUUGCCGCAAACAAAGGAUCUAUCAUUUUCAAACAGUAAAGUCUCAGCAGAUAGUAAUUUUGGCAUUUUUGAUCUGGCUAAAUUUUCUAAGAAAAAUGAUCUUCCAUGUGAUGUGUGCAUGCGGCGUGAAACUGUAUUGAACCGAAUAUUUCUCUGCUCAAGCUGCAAGCAGGCUGCUGUCCACUUGGAUUGCUACCAGAGUCGGAUGAAUCCCACAGGUCCUUGGAAGUGUGAACGUUGUCAAGAGAUGUUAUCAGAUACUGUCAUCUCUGCCAAUGCAUCUGAUUGCAGUGGUGCGAUAUCAUGGUUGGUGCAUUGUGGUUUCUGCCAUGGUACAUUAGGAGCUUUUCGCAAGACUACAAAGGGCCAAUGGGUUCAUGCUUUUUGUGCUGAGUGGCUCUUGGAGAACACAUUCAGAAGGGGACAACAUAAUGCUGUUGAUGUAAUGGAGGAGAACCUUCUGAAGGGAGACACAUGCUCGAUCUGCCACCACAAUGUUGGCACAUGCUUGAAGUGCUGUACUAUAGGUUGUCAAGUCACUUUCCAUCCUGCAUGUGCUAGGGAUGCUGGUCUUUACAUGAAUACGAAAAAGAUCGGUAACUUAUGGCGGCACAAAGCAUAUUGUGGCAAUCACAGUACUGAGCAAAGAAAGGUCGACUCUCAGCAGUAUGGACCUGAGGAAGUCAAGAUCAUGAAACAAAUGAGGGUUGAAUUGGAAAGAUUGCGCCUUCUUUGCGAGAGGAUUGUUAAAAGAGAGAAGGAGAAGAAAGAGUUGGUUGUAUGUGAACAUGAUAUACUUGCUGUAAGAAGGGACUAUGUUGCCUCCUCGAUCCAGACUCCAUUUUAUAUGUCGGGAACUGGAGCAAGUUCAGAAUCUGCCACUACUUCUGUUAACAACAAUUCAUAUAGUGGAAAGAGGCAAAGAUCGGAUGAGGUCACAGUGAGAUCCGAUGAUGUCACGGUGGAUAGUACUAUUUCCAGGAAAAACACCGUCAGAUUUCCCAUUCAUAGCAAGGACACAGAUAGGAAUACAGCUGACAGUUCGACAUCAACAAUAUCGUACAAGCAGAAGUUGGAUGAUGGGGAAUUACUUGCUGAUAAGAAUCUUCAAGAAAGAGCAGUUGUUGCCUCACAAAAAUCAGGAGACGAAGAAACAAAGAACAGUUCGACAUCAACAAUAUCGUACAAGCGGAAGUUGGAUGAUGGGGAAAUAAUUGCUGAUAAGAAUCUUCAAGAAAGAGCAGUUAUUGCGUCACAAAAAUCAGUAGACGGGGAAACAAAGAACAGUUCGACAUCAACAAUAUCGUACAAGCUGAAGUUGGAUGAUGGGGAGUUACUUGCUGAUAAGAAUCUUCAAGAGGGAGAAGUUACUCCGUCACAAAAAUCAGUAGACGGGGAAACAAAGAACAGUUUGACAUCAACAAUAUCGUACAAGCGGAAGUUGGAUGAUGGGGAGUUACUUGCUGAUAAGAAUCUUCAAGGGGGAGAAGUUAUUGCCUCACAAAAAUCAGGAGACGGAGAAACAAAGUCAAUAGAUAAAAAGUAUGGAGAAACAGUUCAAAACGAACUUGUUGCAACAUGUGACCAAGCUAGGUCACUGAAACCAUGUGAUCAAGCUAUGCCACUGAAACCAUGUGACCAAGCUAUGCCACAGAAACAAGUCCCUCCAAAGAGAUAUGUUUAUACUCGCAAAAAGAAGCAACGGAUUCAGGAUGUGGUGCAGGUGCCUGGGAAUGCAUAGCAGCAGCAGAUCAGAGUGGCUCCGUCCUUGAUCGACAGGGAUAUGGGGGACAUGGUUCGGUGCCUGAAAAGCAGAUGGCAGCCAGCGGGGCUGGCGAGUGUUAUUAUCACACAGCCACAGGGGCACGGACAGGCGGAGGUUAUAAAAUGGUGCUAACCGAGUCAUUAUAAAAUGGUGCAAACCGAGUCCUUCAGUGUGUAUUGAGCUUAUAUCCAGGUUUGAUCCGCUAAGCUGAUGCCACCCAGAUGACGUGGCAAUAUGGGUGAAUUCAUCCACUAAUUUAGUUAUUCAAGGGCAGGUUUUGUGAAAUAUGCUCUGUACAUUGUCAUCUUUGGAGUUAUUAGAUUAGUUGUGUAACAGAGAACAAUUAACUAGCAUUAGCGGGCGAUGAUAGAAGAGGCCAGAGUUGUCACUGACUUGACAUCUGUAGUUGACAAUUGACAUCUGUAGCUAACAACCGGUAGGCCAUGUGCAAAUGAAUUAUCUCUGUA
Messenger RNA from Lolium rigidum, 4127 nucleotides. RefSeq lists its product as uncharacterized. The record is from RefSeq and is a predicted model, not a curated record. Gene Ontology annotation, biological process: regulation of transcription by RNA polymerase II. NCBI's taxonomy places the organism in Eukaryota, Viridiplantae, Streptophyta, Magnoliopsida, Poales, Poaceae.